Messenger RNA from Tachysurus fulvidraco (yellow catfish), 4591 nucleotides. It is a transcript of the gene sult5a1, whose product is annotated as sulfotransferase family 5A, member 1. The transcript has 6 exons. The record is from RefSeq and is a predicted model, not a curated record. Gene Ontology annotation, molecular function: sulfotransferase activity. Gene Ontology annotation, biological process: sulfation. Gene Ontology annotation, cellular component: cytoplasm. Bases 3369 to 4271 code for a protein of 300 amino acids. NCBI's taxonomy places the organism in Eukaryota, Metazoa, Chordata, Actinopteri, Siluriformes, Bagridae.
ACACACACACACACACUUUCCACAGACAUAUCCUAUAGACCGACAUAUCCUAUAGGCCUUUUAUGGAGUCUUAUGCAAUAAGCACAUGCUCAUGACUGUAAAUUGUCACCAACAUUCAGUUUUAGUUCAGUUUUACCACAUUUGCACAUCAUGGACUAAACAGUGGAGAAACAGCAAGAAAACCCAUUGCCUGUUAAAACCUAGGGACGGUUUGGCAAUUCAUUAAAAAAAAUUAAACAUUGUUUUGUGGUAAUAAAUAAAAUUUUUGUUUUUCUUUUCUUUUCAAAAUAGAUUCUAAAAAGCGCUGGACAAAAAAACAACAACACUGUUUUGUUGUUUCUUUUGUUAGAAUACAGCCUCAGGUUUUUCUAGAUCGGCAAAAGAUUAAGCAAAAUAUUUAUCAACAUGCUGAACCAGUGCAGUGAAAUUGCCUACUCAUUCUCAAGUCUUCAUCUUCCUGUUGUUUGUCUACAAACCGCCUGUGAUAUACCCUGUUUCAUACUCAUCUGUUUUAAGAGCUGUGAAUAUUUGACUAUUUAGCUGAAUAAAUACUGUAGAUCUAUCUAUUUAUCUAUUUAUAUAUCAAGUCUUGAGAAGUUCAGUUCACCAAGAUGAAGUGAUGCUUAGAAAUGUUUUCAUCAGGUUUUAAAGGUUUUUAAGAUUAAAGGUCGACUAGUCUGACAGCUGCUCGAGCAUACAGCCGGAAAUGACUGCUUUCAGAUCGUUUGGUUGAUAUACACAUGCAGUUCAAAAUAUUGUGUCCUGUCAUGUGACAGGAAAUUGGGAGAUGUAUAUCUUUCAAGACCCAAAAAGCAUAAAAGAAGUAAUUGUUUUCAAGUUGUGCUUAGAUUUUCUUUGCAACCUUGUUCUCAUUGUUAGCUUCAAGUCAUUUUUAGCUUUACAAGUUAAUGAAUAAUUCAUUGUACUGUAGUUGCUAAACCUUUUAUUACUAUUGUAACAACCUGGGACUUUAGGGAUGGAAACAAAGGUACACAUUUAGGUACAUUUCUGGAGCUGACAUAAACUUUGGUAAGAUUUAGAUUUUGGGAGUUAGACUACAACUAGUGUUUGAGGUAACUCUAAAGUGUUGUAAUAUUUUGGUGUUUAUACAAUGGGAGUCUUUACAAUUCCCCCUUGCUUUUGUUUGGUCUACAGUACAUCUUUCCCAGCUGCAUUUUCUUGGAAUUUGUUGUAAGGUAUUUUCCAUUUAUUAAACAAAUUUUUUAUGCUUUAAGGGAUUUUCAGAGAUUAUGGCUCUAGUUUCAAAGUAGUAGCUCGGUGGUUAAGGUGUUGGGUUGUCAGUUUGAAUCCCAGGUCCACCAAGCUGGGCCCUUGAGCAAGGCCCUUAACCCGACUCAUAUGAUUCGUGAUGACACGCCCCCCUUGGCCAUCAUGACUGCAGGUGAUCACGCAACAUCGCUUGGCCUAUCUGUGCUGCAGGAAAUUUGGUGCGCCCAGUAGUCGACUUGUGACUGUCGUGAUGGUACGUCGUGUGAUUUCUUUCUUAAUAUUUUAAUCCCUUCAUACUAACUAUGUCGAGCAAAAAAAAAGAAAGUGGUCAGACGAAUAUGUACAAUAUGGAUUCACAUGUAUAACGGAACAUGAUGGGAGUCAGCGUCGUAACUACAUUAUUUGCAAUGCCAAGUUGAGCAAUUCUAGUCUAGCACUGGCAAAACUAAGAGAACACUCCCUUAAGCUGCAUGGAGAUGGAAAAUACAAGAACACAACACUCAUUGAAUUCAAGGUGAAGAGAGCCAGAUUCAAUGAAAAGGCUACUUUGCCUGUUCUUGGCUUUGUACCCAUCAACAAACCUGAACCUCACAGCAUCGUACGAAGUUGCUUACCUGAUCGCAAAGCAGAGCAAACCACACAUCAUUGGUGAAACACUCAUAAAACCAGCUGUGUUGAAGAUGGCGAAUAUCAUGCUGGGAAAAGCGUCUGAAGUUAAGUUAUCCCAAAUUCCUCUUUCAAAUGACACCAUCAGUGACAGAAUAGAGGACAUGAGCAAAGACAUCUUGGCUCAGGUAGUUGCAGAUUUGAUUUCAAGCCCGGCAAAAUUCAGCCUACAACUCGACGAGACCACAGACGUUUCCAAUAUAAGCCAGCUUGCUGUAUUCGUGCGCUAUGUGAAAGGCGACUUGAUAAAGGAAGAUUUUUUAUUUUGUAAGCCUCUUACAACAACAACUAAGGCAGCCGAUGUGAAGAAACUUGUAGAUGACUUCUUCAAAGACAAUAAUCUUUCGUGGGAUAUGGUUUCUGCAGUUUGUUCGGACGGAGCUCCAGUCAUGCUGGGAAAAAGUCUCUCGACGGAUACUUCCCUACAAGAGAGUCUUAUCAGCAUGGGUGAGACAGCCGUUCACGUUUAGUGUUGAGACAACAGAUGUCAAUGAUGAAUACCUCAAUGAAAUCAUUGCUAUUCAGCAGAGCCAGGUCCAACAGCAACUCUUCAGAACAUCAACGCUCUCGACGUUUUGGUGUCUACAAAUGGUAACAUACCCUGUUAUUGCUAAGAAAGCUCUGGAGAUUUUCAUACCGUUUGCUACAACAUAUCUUUGCGAGCAAUCAUUUUUGAGGAUGCUGGAUAUAAAAACGAAGAAAAGGAACAGACUUUGUUGAGAAAAUGACAUGAGAGUGGCACUUGCCAAGGUGAAGCCACACAUUUCUGAACCUCUGAAAGGCAACAGAGGAUGUCACACUGAUUUGCAGUAAAUAUUCAUUAUUAUGUUUUUGUUUUUGUGUGAAAAUCUUGUUUUAAUGGUUUUGUUCUUUGAACACAGUGAUGUUGAUGCACGGUUCAUUUUGUGCACCAGUAAAAUAUAUACUUAUGUUUUGAAUUUGAAAAAAAUCAUAUUUUAUUUUUCCAAUUAAGAAGGGUUCGGUGAAUGCGCAUAUGAAACUGGUGGGGUUCAGUACCUCCAACAAGGAUAAGAACCACUGGUGUAGAAGUAGGCCAUUCAGAAACCACACUCAUGCAUGUUUUUUUAAACAGUCCAACCAUUAAAUAAUUGAGUUUGGAAACUUCUAAUUCCCCAAAGUGUUUUCAGGUAAAUCCCAUUAAGCUCUGUAACAGUUUCAAGCUGCUAUUCCAGUUCAGAACUGUUUGGGGUUACUGUACUUUCAUCUGUCUCAUCCCACUCAGAGAAGUAUUUAAAGCUGCCUCAGCUCGGACUUCCUCUGAGAGACACGCACACAUGCUGAGAGCCAACACAUACUGACUCAGAGUGUGUGUGUGUGUGUGUGUGUGUGUGUGUGUGUGUGUGUGUGUGUGUGUGUGUGUGUGUGUGUGUGAGAGAGAGAGAGAGAGAGAGAGAGAGAGAGAGAGAGAGAGAGAGAGAGAGAGAGAGAGAGAGAGAGAGAGAGAGAGAGAGAUGGCUCGGCUGGAUGUUACAGAAACUUUUCAGGGCAUCGCUUUUCCUGGACACUUGCAUACUCAAGAAACCUUACACUAUGCUACUGAAUUCAAAUUUCAGGAUACAGACAUUUUGAUUGUCACCUAUCCCAAAUCAGGGACGACAUGGAUGCAGGAAAUUGUCACGCUGGUAUCAUGCAAAGGAGAUCCAACAAAAUCUCAAACCCAGCCGAACUGGGCACGAGCCCCGUGGAUCGAGCAGUACUACUGCCCUGAUGUCCUGAAAGCUUCACAAGGACCUCGGGUCCUAACCACUCAUCUUCCAUACAAACUACUUUCUCCUGCACUACAAGGCUCUAAGGCAAAGGUCAUAUAUGUGGCAAGAAACCCUAAAGAUGUCAUAGUAUCUUAUUACUACUUCCACAAAAUGGCCAAUUUCCUAAAAGACCCAGGCCCGUUCUCAGAGUUUAUGAGCGAUUUUCUGGAAGGAACAGUGUAUUAUGGGUCUUGGUUUGAUCAUGUGAAAGGUUGGACCGUCAAUUCAAGGAACAUCGAAAACUUUCUGUACAUCACAUAUGAAGAAAUGUGGGAGGACCUGCGUGGUUCUCUGGAGAAAGUGAGCUUGUUCUUAGAGUACCACCUACUGGAGAACGAAUUGAACAGCGCCCUGAAGAGCUGCAGCUUCUCCACCAUGAGAGAGAAUUGCAUGGUGAACUACACGCUGAUUCCUCAGGAAAUCAUGGAUCACAAAAAGGGGAAGUUCAUGAGGAAAGGUCAAAUCGGAGACUGGGUCAACACUUUCUCCAAGGAGCAAAGUCACAACUUUGAUGUAGUGUAUGCUUCCAAGAUGGCAGACUCUGCGCUGACAUUUGUGUGGGACACAAAAAAAUCCCAUGUAGACACAGAGAUCUUACCACUCUGAACCACUUGAAACAACACCUUCAUUUUAAUGUCUUGUAGUGUUUUCCUUUCAAUCACCCGAUUCCUUAUUGCUUUUACUAAUAUUACAUUAUUUUGUACAGUUUUCAAAAAGUUUGUUAAGAAGCAUAGCAACCACUUUGCACCCAAGAAAAAUAUAAACUGUUAACUAUGUUCAAGAGAUUUGAUAAAUAUACAGACUUGGGUGGCAAAGUCCCUGGUUUGAUCCUAAGCUUCUGUUACUCUCUGUCUGGAGCUUCACAUGUGGGUUUGCUUCCACCUCCCAUAAACAUGGUGGAACCAUUAAAUUGUCCUAAGGAAGGA